This is a messenger RNA of Vollenhovia emeryi, 2910 nucleotides long. RefSeq lists its product as uncharacterized. Bases 225 to 1067 code for a protein of 280 amino acids. The record is from RefSeq and is a predicted model, not a curated record. The transcript has 2 exons. Lineage: Eukaryota; Metazoa; Arthropoda; Insecta; Hymenoptera; Formicidae.
ACAGAGAAAGAGCUACUACGUAAGCAUGUUGUCUCUUUCUCAGGUGUGCAAACGUCUGCAGCCACAAUGCGCAGUCUAUAUAUACUAUGUCUAUGGCUAGGUCUCGAAAUCGCGCUACACUCGGCUGACACGACACACGACACGCGUCAUAUCGGUCUAUCGUGAAGUAAACGGCAGGUGUAUCGCACGUCGUGAGUUUAAUUCAUAUAUAUUUUUCCGGGAAAAUGAAGAGAUCGCCGUUGAAUAAUGCUGCGCACGAUGGCCGGCCGUAUGUCGCAAAGCAUACGCCAUACAAUUGGAAGUCGCGUGGUAACGCGAACAGUAGAGGUUACGAGCGUUUCUCCGUGAGCGGUGCAGAACCGCAGCCUUGCGACGACAAUUUCAUCUCCCUCAACGUAAGCACACCGACAACGCGACACGAAAAAUAUCAUGCCACUAAUCGGUACAGCCCCGCCGGCGGACGCGGCAGUCCAGGUGGUGGAUACUAUAACAAUUAUAGAAACAACUAUCACGCCAUGCCAAGGUCCAACUAUAAUAACCGAUACUCCAACUAUAAGCAUUCCUCUGUGCAGUUCCAUGGGCAAAAAAGAAAGAGUUAUAGAGGAACCCAUAGGCAAAUGAACGUAUCAGCAUACAUAGACAUAAAUGCUUUUCUGGAAGAUCCUUGGGAAGAUCUAGUAAAAAAAUUAAAUGACUCGAAAAGCACAUGUAGAAGUGAAGGGCCUGAGAAUGAAUCUUCAUCAAGUUCAAAAUGGGCCAAUAUUGAUGUGAUAGAAAAGUCUGAGAGCAAAUUACCGAAACAUACAAGCUUGGAUGAUUCAAAAUGCCAUCAGGAAUGUGAAGAGGAAUAUUCUGCAGAAACGAGUUUUCAUAUGCAGAAUACAGAUCUUAGUCGGACAUCAGAAGUCAACAAUUUGGCAGAGUCAGAGUUUGGUGAUAUCUGCUCCAGUCAGGAUUUGCCAAAUGAGAGCACGUGCAGCAGCAACGACACAAUUUCUGAACACACACAGGAGAACACUACUCGUCCAAGUGUAUCUUUGAUAGAUACUGAUCAGAAAGAUAUAUAACAAUUUUAAAUGGGCGAAAAGAAAAUGCAUUAUAGUACAUAAAAGUACAUACAAAUGUAUAUAUGGUCUUGUAUAUACAGGAUGUUAUGGUUAAGGUGUCCUUCAUACAUAUAGAAUGUAUAACAUUGAAAAGAAAAGUUAUAUAUCUUUUUGUGAAAUUUGCACUAGUUUUUGGAUAACAAACAAAAAUAUCUAAGCAAAUGAGCGUGUAAAAAUUAGUAGGCUGGACUCGGUAGGCAUGCAAAAUCACUUAUUUUCUUGAUCUAACAACGGUGAACGUUGUCUGAUGGAUGGAGCAAUGUGACACAUGACACUGUGCCGAAAACAAUUUUCAAGCAGCGAGCGGUCAUUGUCUACGCGCCUUAUCUGAGGCUUGCCGCUCGUUGCCUGACAAUUGUUUUCCGGCGCAGUGCCAUGCAUCGCUUCAUCUCUCGCCAUCGGAUGAUGCCUACCAUUGCUGGAACCAAGAAACAAGCUGCGUGACGUACCUAUCAUAGUAUAACUAGUAUGUUUACUUCGUCAUUUGUUUGAUUUGUCGAUCCCUUCUGCGCAUCCGUCAUCUUCCUGGCCAGACCAAUGAGAAGAAAGUUGUAUUUGUUGUAGUAUAGCUAGUAUAGCUGUAGCGAGUAUGUAUACAUACAGACGCCACUGAAUCCUGACAAAAACCAUGGAAUACCAUGUGAUCGGGACCGACCCAGAUAGCCAGUAUGCUCAAGCAAUGUAUGGAAAUAAAAUGCCAGCAACUGAUGCUGGUUCUUUGCUGGAAAUAUGAAUUCAAUGUUUGAGUGAUUUAAAUAUAGCUAGCAUAAUGUUAACAUAUUGUCGUAGUUAAAUGCACAGCUAAAGAGAGAGCACAUCGAAUAGGCAUACUGUUAACAAAGAAUUAGCAUAUAUUGUUUUCAAUUUUCUAACAGAUAUAAACAUGUUAUAUCUGUUACAUCUGACCAAGCACUUAAUGCUAGCAUAAUGUUUGAAUCAUGCAAAUGUUUCAUUUCCGACACCAAAUGCUAGCAAACAACAGCACCAUAAACAACAUAGAUGCAUAGCUAGAUGCUAGCAUUUUUCUUAGCAAUGUGAAAGCAACUUGUGCUCACACUGGCUAUCUGGGGAAAAGAUCAAAGGGCCGACAGAGUAAAUAUAUUAGUCAUAUACCUAUCGAGCCCGGCCUAUGUAGCCGACUCCUAUGCGCUUAGUCGUUUAGACGUUUGAAUUAAUUACUAACUUUUAGAAAAUUAAGAUAACUGUUGUGAAUAUUACAAAAUGCCUUGUCUUUUCAGCUCUACUUGAGCAGAUGGACAUCUUAUGUACCCUGUGGAUAUGUAUACAAAGUGUAAACUAAUUUGCGCCUACUAUUUAUACAGUAAUAUUUCUCAUGAAAAACUGAGUCAAAAAGUCAUAAACCAUUUUUUCGAAUUAUGCUUUAUAAAGUAGUUGUUAUUAAUUAAGAAAUCGCGAAUCAGUAUCAGUUUAAACAGACGCACGACGGACUACCACUACAGUGCACGGCUCACGUCAAGCACAUUAGUAAAUGUGCGGCUAUAUAUAUAAUAAAUAGUGGGUGCGAAUUAGUUCUCAUAUAUCCUGUAUAUAAGUAUAGCGUCAUGGAAUUAAAUGCGCUGAUGAUUUUUUACAGUUAAAUUUUUUUAGAAAUAUAUUAAUAGUGUAAUUAUUGUGUAUGUAAAAUAGAACGUAUUAUUUUGCAGAUUAUAUUUUCACAAUUUGGCUGUGGAAAAUCUUUAGCAUUUAUAUUAACUAAUAUACAUAUGUGCAAUUUUGUUGUACAUAUCUAAACUAUCACGUGUGUAUAGUAAACCUCAAUUAAUUAAACAUCAAUUUCGUAACA